CAUAGCUCCAUCCCUUUGGAUAAUUCUCAGAACUCACACUCUUUCUUCUCUCAUUUUUGCUCGUUUCUUUUGUGAUUAAGCAAAGGAAAAUGGAGCAGAAGAGAAAUAAGCAUGCUCCAGUGCUCUUGUGGGCUAUUAUGGCUGCAUUGGUUGCUCAAAUUUUAGUCAUUCCCGUUGUGUCUUCAGCCACAUUCGAGGAUCAAAAGACCUAUUACUCUCCGGACCCAACGACCGGAACUCCACCCACAGGUUUUCACACUCCUCCAUCACAUGGUGGCGGCCAUAGGACCCCGACACCUUCUCAUGGAGGAGGAAGCUAUGGCGGCACGCCACCAGCUUGCAACUGCGGGAACCCACCAAAUGGAGGGCACCACCAUACUACUCCUUCUCCUCCCACCGGAGGUGGUGGUGGGUACUAUAACCCCCCUCCAAGCUCUAGCCCAACUACACCCACUAUUGUGAGUCCACCCACCAUUUUAAGUCCUCCAACCACUCCAAUCGACCCUGGAACUUCCAGUCCUCCAAUCUACCCCGGAACUCCAUCGAUUCCAUCACCUCCAUCUGGAGGAGGAAGCUAUGGCUGCACGCCACCAGCUGGAAACUGCGGAAACCCCCCAAGUGGAGGGCACCACCAUACUACUCCUUCUCCUCCCACCGGAGGUGGUGGUGGGUACUAUACCCCCCCUCCAAGCUCUACCCCAACUACACCCACCAUUGGGAGUCCACCCACCAUUUUAAGUCCUCCAACCACUCCAAUCGACCCUGGAACUUCCAUUCCUCCAAUCUACCCCGGAACUCCAUCGAUUCCAUCACCUCCAUCUGGAGGAGGAAGCUAUGGCUGCACGCCACCAGCUGGAAACUGCGGAAACCCCCCAAGUGGAGGGCACCACCAUACUACUCCUUCUCCUCCCACCGGAGGUGGUGGUGGGUACUAUACCCCCCCUCCAAGCUCUACCCCAACUACACCCACCAUUGGGAGUCCACCCACCAUUUUAAGUCCUCCAACCACUCCAAUCGACCCUGGAACUUCCAUUCCUCCAAUCUACCCCGGAACUCCAUCGAUUCCAUCACCUCCAUUUGCAUUUGAUCCAAACUCGCCGCCUUUUACUUGCAUUUACUGGAGGACUCACCCUGGACUGAUCUGGGGACUGUUCGGCUGGUUGGGAAGUGUCGGUGGAGCAUUCGGAGUGGCUAGCGUACCUGGGCUCGGAUCUAGCACGAACCUGCUACAAGCUCUUUCGAACAGCCGACCAGAUGGGCUCGGAGCACUCUACAGGGAAGGCACGGCUGCUUUACUGAACUCCAUGGUGCACAGAGGCUUCCCUUACACAACAAGGCAAGUUAGGGAUAGUUUUGCAGCUGCACUUAGCUCCAACAAGGCUGCAGCAGCUCAAGCAAAGCUAUUCAAGCAAGCUAAUGAGGGAAGAAGCAAGCCUAGAGCUUGAAUUACCAGUAACGUUUAUUCUGGAAUCUGAGUGACUGUGUGUUUUUUUCAUAUUUAGUUUCAUGUUCAUGCUGUAUUUCCUUAAUUUGAGUGAGGUAGUUCCGAUGGAAUUUUAUGUUUAUUCUUAGUUUUUAAUGUUAAUGUCACAUACUUUAUUUGAGAUGGAUACAAACACCGUGGUUUGUUUUA
Olea europaea var. sylvestris is the source of this 1633-nucleotide messenger RNA. RefSeq names its product protodermal factor 1-like. The transcript has 3 exons. The record is from RefSeq and is a predicted model, not a curated record. The coding region runs from base 90 to 1445 and encodes 451 amino acids. Lineage: Eukaryota; Viridiplantae; Streptophyta; Magnoliopsida; Lamiales; Oleaceae.